Molecule: messenger RNA, 2955 nt
Organism: Knipowitschia caucasica
Lineage: Eukaryota; Metazoa; Chordata; Actinopteri; Gobiiformes; Gobiidae
Source: the annotation of a GenBank genome assembly
AUGCUCACAGUCAGAGAGCAGCCGUCCUCCUGUGGACUCACCACCUGCAGAGGUCUGGCUGUCCUCAGUCUGGCUGUCCUCAGUCUGGCUGUCCUCAGUCUGGCUGUUCUCAGUCUGGCUGUCCUCAGUCUGGCUGUUCUCAGUCUGGCUGUCCUCAGUCUGGCUGUCCUCAGUCUGGCUGUUCUCAGUCUGGCUGUCCUCAGUUUGGCUGUCCUCAGUCUGGCUGUCCUCAGUCUGGCUGUCCUCAGUCUGGCUGUCCUCAGUCUGGCUGUUCUCAGUCUGGCUGUCCUCAGUCUGGCUGUCCUCAGUCUGGCUGUCCUCAGUCUGGCUGUUCUCAGUUUGGCUGUCCUCAGUCUGGCUGUUCUCAGUCUGGCUGUCCUCAGUCUGGCUGUCCUCAGUCUGGCUGUCCUCAGUCUGGCUGUCCUCAGUUUGGCUGUCCUCAGUCUGGCUGUCCUCAGUCUGGCUGUCCUCAGUUUGGCUGUCCUCAGUCUGGCUGUCUCAGUCUGGCUGUCCUCAGUCUGGCUGUCCUCAGUCUGGCUGUCUCAGUCUGGCUGUCCUCAGUCUGGCUGUCCUCAGUCUGGCUGUCCUCAGUCUGGCUGUCCUCAGUCUGGCUGUCCUCAGUCUGGCUGUCCUCAGUCUGGCUGUCCUCAGUCUGCGCGUUGCUGUUCUCAGUCUGGCUGUUCUCAGUGUGGUUUCAGUCCUCAGUCUGGCUGUCCUCAGUCUGGCUGUCCUCAGUGGCUGUCUCAGUCUGGCUGUCCUCAGUCUGGCUGUCUCAGUCUGGCUGUCUCAGUCUGGCUGUCCUCAGUCUGGCUGGCUCAGUCUGGCUGUCUCAGUCUGGUCUGGCCUCAGUCUGGCUGUCCUCAGUCUGGCUGUCCUCAGUCUGGCUGUCUCAGUCUGGCUGUCCUCAGUCUGGCUGUUCUCAGUCUGGCUGUCCUCAGUCUGGCUGUUCUCAGUCUGGCUGUCCUCAGUUUGGCUGUCCUUAGUCUGGCUGUCCUCAGUCUGGCUGUUCUCAGUCUGGCUGUCCUCAGUCUGGCUGUCCUCAGUCUGGCUGUCCUCAGUCUGGCUGUUCUCAGUCUGGCUGUUCUCAGUCUGGCUGUCUCUCAGUCUGGCUGUCCUCAGUUUGGCUUCUGGCUGUCCUCAGUCUGGCUGUCUCAGUCUGGCUGUCUCAGUCUGGCUGUCCUCAGUCUGGCUGUCCUCAGUCUGGCUGUCUCAGUCUCGUCUAGUCUGGCUGUCCUCAGUCUGGCUGUCCUCAGUCUGGCUGUCCUCAGUCUGGCUGUCCUCAGUCUGGCUGUCCUCAGUCUGGCUGUCCUCAGUCUGGCUGUCCUCAGUCUGGCUGUCCUCAGUCUGCUGUCCUCAGUCUGGCUGUCCUCAGUCUGGCUGUCCUCAGUCUGGCUGUCCUCAGUCUGGCUGUCCUUCUCAGUCUGGCUGUCCUCAGUCUGGCUGUCCUCAGUCUGGCUGUCCUCAGUCUGGCUGUCCUCAGUCUGGCUGUCCUUAGUCUGGCUGUCCUUAGUCUGGCUGUCCUCAGUCUGGCUGUCCUCAGUCUGGCUGUCCUCAGUCUGGCUGUCCUCAGUCUGCUGUCCUGUGUCUCAGUCUGGCUGUCCUCAGUCUGGCUGUCUGGCUGUCAGUCUGGCUGUCCUCAGUCUGGCUGUCCUCAGUCUGGCUGUCCUCAGUCUGGCUGCUGUCCUCAGUCUGGCUGUCCUCAGUCUGGCUGUCCUCAGUCUGGCUGUCCUCAGUCUGGCUGUCUCAGUCUGGCUUCUGGCUGUCCUCAGUCUGGCUGUCCUUAGUCUGGCUGUCCUCAGUCUGGCUGUUCUCAGUCUGGCUGUCCUCAGUCUGGCUGUCCUUAGUCUGGCUGUCCUCAGUCUGGCUGUUCUCAGUCUGGCUGUUCUCAGUCUGGCUGUCCUCAGUCUGGCUUCUGGCUGUCUCAGUUUGGCUGUCCUCAGUCUGGCUGUCCUCAGUCUGGCUGUCCUCAGUCUGGCUGUCCUCAGUCUGGCUGUCCUCAGUCUGGCUGUCCUCAGUCUGGCUGUCCUCAGUCUGGCUGUCCUCAGUCUGGCUGUCCUCAGUCUGGCUGUUCUCAGUCUGGCUGUCCUCAGUCUGGCUGUCCUCAGUCUGGCUGUCCUCAGUCUGGCUGUCCUCAGUCUGGCUGUCCUCAGUCUGGCUGUCCUCAGUCUGGCUGUCCUCAGUCUGGCUGUCCUCAGUCUGGCUGUCCUCAGUCUGGCUGUCCUCAGUCUGGCUGUCCUCAGUCUGGCUGUUCUCAGUCUGGCUGUCCUCAGUCUGGCUGUCCUCAGUCUGGCUGUCCUCAGUCUGGCUGUCCUCAGUCUGGCUGUCCUCAGUCUGGCUGUCCUCAGUCUGGCUGUUCUCAGUCUGGCUGUCCUCAGUCUGGCUGUCCUCAGUCUGGCUGUCCUCAGUCUGGCUGUCCUCAGUCUGGCUGUCCUCAGUCUGGCUGUUCUCAGUCUGGCUGUCCUCAGUCUGGCUGUCCUCAGUCUGGCUGUCCUCAGUCUGGCUGUCCUCAGUCUGGCUGUUGGCUCAGUCUGGCUGUCCUUAGUCUGGCUUCUGGCUGUCCUCAGUCUGGCUGUCCUCAGUCUGGCUGUCCUCAGUCUGGCUGUCCUCAGUCUGGCUGUCCUCAGUCUGGCUGUCCUCAGUCUGGCUGUCCUCAGUCUGGCUGUCCUCAGUCUGGCUGUCCUCAGUCUGGCUGUUCUCAGUCUGGCUGUCCUCAGUCUGGCUGUCCUCAGUCUGGCUGUCCUCAGUCUGGCUGUUCUCAUGCCUUUGCCGGCGCCUCUGCCUCUGCCGGCGCUGGUGCCUCUGCUGGCGCCGGUGCCUCUGCCGGUGCCUCUGCUGGUGGCUCGCCGUCUGGCUGAACAUGAUGCACCAAGCUGGACUCGCACUCAAUCCCCAGAGUGGGUGUUGAGCAGCCCCGCGCUCAUGUUCUCAGUCGCUAGGGAUAACACCUGCUCCUAG